Vespula pensylvanica (western yellowjacket) is the source of this 1478-nucleotide messenger RNA. It is a transcript of the gene Sgf11, whose product is annotated as ataxin-7-like protein 3. Lineage: Eukaryota; Metazoa; Arthropoda; Insecta; Hymenoptera; Vespidae. Gene Ontology annotation, cellular component: SAGA complex; DUBm complex. The transcript has 2 exons. Gene Ontology annotation, molecular function: transcription coactivator activity. The coding region runs from base 297 to 1286 and encodes 329 amino acids. The record is from RefSeq and is a predicted model, not a curated record. Gene Ontology annotation, biological process: positive regulation of DNA-templated transcription; regulation of transcription by RNA polymerase II.
AGAGAGAUGCAUAUAUAGAUCAUAUUAAUUUGUAUAAUACUAUUGAUAUUUUUUAACUAAUUUGCUUAUCAUUAAUUACAAAGACAUAUAUUAUAUAUCCGUCCAUUUUUUAAUUUGAAACAUUAGCCAAAAAUCUGCUAUCAGACUUGUAUCUGACAAGUAUCUUUAUGACACGGUACAACUCGAAGAUCACGCACAUUGUUAUGGGUUAGAACUGUCAUUCGUUGAGUAUAUAAACACGGUGGGAAGUUUGGAGUCUCAUUACUUGGCUUUUCUCAAAUGUCACAACCUGUAAAAUGUCUGUUACCGAAGAAAGAAUCCAAGAAUUAAAUAGAAGAUUUUUGGAAUUUAUGAACAAGUCUGAAAACGUGGAAAACGCUACUAAAGAGAUCUACGAGGACCUCUUAGACGAAGUUUUAAUGGGUUUUGUUUUUGAUGUACACAGAACCACAAAAACGGGAAGUUCUGAUGUUGAAGAAGGUAUCCCCGAUGACGAAUCGUACGCUAUUGUAGAUUCGCCAGGAUUAGAUGUCUUUGGGCAACAUCCAGUGAAAAAAUCACAAGAAUGUAAUUGUCCGAAUUGUGAUAGAGGUGUAGCAGCUUGUAGAUUUGCAACACAUUUAGAAAAGUGUAUGGGUAUGGGACGUAAUAGUUCGCGUAUUGCAUCGAGAAGAAUAGCUAAUAAUUCUAAAGAUCUUAGUACAUUCAGUGGAGUAAUAAGUGACGACGACGACGAUGUGGAUUGGAGUUUAAAUAAUGAUAAACGUAAGAGAAGAAAAGAUCGUAAUGGAAUGAAGAGGACGAAACAACAAAAAAACAAUCAAAGAAAUGGUGAUAAUCUUAAUGAACAUAUCCAUAGCAGUAAUGAAAAUUCACCAUCUAAUUAUGAAAAUAUGUCUUUGGAAGAUAAGAGAGCGCUAUUGACGCAAAUAUGUGGUGUAAUAUCUGAACAUACAAAAAAGCUUUGUACAAGGUCUAUGCGUUGUCCGCAGCAUACGGAAGAUCAGAGGAAAGAAAUGCGUGCUAAUUUAGAAUCUGAAAAAAGUGGACAGACUGGUCAAGAUAAUCUUCAUGUAGAUGUAGAUACUUAUGAAGACAAUGACGGACAAAAUUUAAGAGAUGCCUUGGCACGAUGGGACCGAGAAGGAUCUAGCCAUUCGAGUCCUGCUGACUCUACUUCAACCACUUCUACAUCUUCCUUAAGUAGAAAAAGAGAAACAAAAUCAAAGGGGAAGGGUAAAGGUUCUAAACGAGAUCGUGGUUCUCCUAUUUCGCAAGGGGAUUGAGAUAGUGUAUUUAAUUUAUUUUUUAGUGACAUGAACAUUUUGACAACAAAAAUUAUAUAAUAAUGUUCCUACGCAUUGUGCAAAGCUUCAAGGACCUAAAAAACAUUGUAAAGAAAGAGUGUAAAAUUAGAAAUUCCUUUGACUCAAUGACCUUUAGAUAUUUAUAAAAUAAAUUAAAUUAUUUCAUCUCUC